GCUGACGGUAUUCGUGUUUAGAAGGCUGUAUAAGUAAAAUACAUGGCGUCUGAUAAAAUGGCCGGGUGAUUAUAAUUGCAGAUAAUUCAUGAGUGAUUGUUUCUUAUAGAAAAUUGUAAAUCUUAAAAUUUGUGUUGGUUUAAACUGCAAGCAAAUACAAGCCACUAGAAAAACAUCUUUAAGUUUUCUGUGGUUAUACUUGGGCUCUGUGAAGUGUUUGUUUACGUUUUGGAUCGUGUAUUUUGGGUAGACAACUUUAGCCGCGAAUCCGUGUUUUACGUCUUUUAUUUAUCUCUGUGUCAGAUUAUGAUCGAAAAUGGAGUGUUGUGUACAGUAAUAGAAAUAAUUACUGCUAAUGUCCUACCAAUUACAGACAUUGGUAUCACUUAUUUUAAUGACAGUAAGAUAUCGUAUUGCAAACGAAAUAUUUUAGGGUUUGGACAUGCUGCUGUUUUGAUGUAAAUUAUGACAGCUUUCAAUGAACACCAGUUCGAAAAGAAACUACAAUAUUUAAAAGACUCGCAGGAGAGCAUUCAGUCUCUGUCAUCAUGGUGCUUGCAACACAGGCAACAUCACAAGAAAAUAGUUUCAUCAUGGUUGCGUGUGAUGAAAAAAGUGAAGGUGGAGCACCGGCUGACCUUGUUCUACCUGGCCAACGACGUGAUCCAGUACAGCAAGCGCAAGAGCUACGAGUUUGUGGAGAGCUGGGGCACCGCGCUGCAGCGGGCGACCCCCAUGGUCAGGGAGGAGAAGGUGAAGCACAAGAUCCUGCGCAUAUUCAAGAUCUGGAACGACCGCGGGGUGUACGACGACUCGUUCGUGUCGGACCUGUGCGGGCUGCUCAGCACGCAGACCAAGAAGACUCAGCCCGAGCCGGCGCUCGUCGAGACCGAGUUCCAGUCGUCCGCGCUGUUCGACCUGAUCCGCAGCUGCUCGCAGCUGGACGAUGAGACGGACACGCGGCUGCGCAAGCUGAAGGAGAGCCCCAUCUCGGUCUGUGACGCCGACGGCAUCUGCACCAUCCUCAAAGACCGCCGGCAGGGGGACGACCUGGUGGUGGAGGUGGACGAGGGCAUCGGCAAGAUGCAGGCCUACGUCACCGCGCUCCAGCACGAGACCAAGAGGCGGGAGCAGCUGAUCGAGCAGCUCGAGCAGGCCCAGAUCUACUACAGCUCCCAGUACGGCGAGGCCAAGAUCGUCUGCAACGCGUACCGGAACUUUGGGAACCGAGUGAAGCAGCUGAAGCGGAAGCUGGACGAGCUGAUCCCGUCGCUGAAGGACGCGAGCCCGCUGCCGUCGCCCGACGUGAACGCCCCCUCCCCGUCCCCCGACUCGGACAUCGACCUGCCGGACGAGCGGAGCACCUUGAGAGGAGCUCUGGACGAGGAGGGCUUCACCCCCGAGGGCCGACCUCUUGGCACCACGGUGAUGGAUGACUCCCACUCCCUCGACAACUGCUUCACCAGCUUCCUGGGUAACGCUGCCUCCCUGCCCUUCGACCUGCAGAAGAACCUGUUUGGGGAGUCGAGUCCGCGCCUGGCGCUGACUCCGUCGCCCAUCCACAACCUGCUGGAGGAGUCCGGGGAGCUGCCCCUUCUGUCUCUCAGUUGCACCUCCGAGGGAAAACCCAUUGAGGUUAUCAGCUCCAGAUCAAAGCCAGAUGAAGGAUUUAGCAUCUCAGACUUCUUCAAGAAUCUAAGCACGAACAUUCCCGGUUUGGAUGUAGACGGAGCGGGGGACUCUCAGCCAUCUCCCGUCGUAACGAAGGAAGAUUCGUUCUCCUCGUUGCCAGGCAUCAUAGAUUCUAUUGCAUCACGCUAUGAUUACUCAUCCAUCGUGACAACCAGCAGCAGUAUUGAGCUGCCAGACGUGACAUCUCGCUACGAAUAUUCUGCCGUCAUCACGACUCCCAACACUAUACCACCCCUCCCCCCUCCUCCAGUGUCCGUCGUGGACUCGGUGUCACGCUACGAGUACUCUCCGAUCACCACGCCGCCCAAGCAAACGUACGAGUACCCGCCCGUCGUCAUGACUCCGUCAGUUCCUCCGCCCCCACCGGCAGCUGACGCGUCCCUUGCCCGGUACGACGAGUACACUCCCACCAUCUCCACCAGCACCAUUCAGGCAGCUGCAGUGGUGCCGGACGUGAGCGUACCCAGGUAUGACGAGUAUACGCCGGCCAUGACCACCCCUACCGUGCCCCCCUUGCCUGCGAAGAGCACCGGGCCUCGGUAUGAUGACUACUCGCCGGUGAUCACCAAGACCAGCAUCCCGCCACCCCUGGUGAAGAGCAGCGUGCAGCUGUACGAGGAAUACACUCCGGCGAUAACCACGACCAACGUCGCUCCUCCGCCGGUGAAGCAGUACGAGGGCUACUCCCCUACCGUGACUUCGGCGAGCACCAUGCAGCCUCCGCCUCCCAUCCCGGAGAUGAUGGAGUCGGCGGUGUCACGGUACGAGUAUCCUCCGGCCGUCACCACGCCCACCCCGCUCCAGCCACCCCCGCUCCCUCCGAACCUGUUCCCCCUGGAGAAGUACGGCCACGAGGAGGAGGCUGCAGCGUCGUGGAGCUCCAAGCUGCCCCCCAAGUUCCCCACGUGGGGGGACACGCCCGCGGAGUCGGAGUGGACCCCGGCCAUGCCGGCCAUGCCCCUGGACCUGGACACUCCGGAGAGCCCGCCCAUGUACGAGAAGGAGGGCUUCAGCGACCCGGUGGAGUACGACGAGGCGGGGGACGUGGACCACCGCACGCUGGUCACCUUGCAACUGAGCGACGUGGAUCACCGCAGCCUGCCUCUCGCGGGCAAGAAGGACGUGGACCACCGGCCUGCGGGCGUACGCAAGAAGGACGUCGACCAUCGCAAUCUCAUCAGCCUGACGGGCUCCCCGCUGCGGGACGUCCCCUGGGCCCGCGCCGACCAGGACUACCGCACGGUCUCCAGGCCCGAGGCGGACCGGGACUACCGCGUGCCCCGCCCGCUCGGCCAGGAGCUGCACGACAACGUGGAGAGCGUGGACAUGGAGCUGAGCGACGAGGAGCCUCUGGAGCCGGCCUCGCGGAGGGACUCCAAACCCCUCGUGUCCUUCAACAUCUCCAGUCCCUCCAAGGUGCUGCCCAGCUCUCCGCUGCGCGAGGACGACAGGCCGCGGGCUCCGUUCUUCCCGGCACAGAGGAUCCCCACCAUCGGGGGCAGCGCUAGGAACUUCCGUGGCAGGGGCGCUGGAGCCGCCAACAAUUUCACGAGGCCACCCCCCCUGCCCCGGGGAUUCAGACCUGCCCCGUUGGCUCCCCCGCCACCUCCGCCUCCUCAGUUCCUCAACAACACGGACAAGUUUAGAUCCCCGCCACCACCGCUUCAUUCUUCUCCGCAGGCGAUGAAACAUGCCUCCAACUUUUCCGGCCGGUCACCUGUCAAGAACAACUUCACUACGCAUACCAGAAAUUUUUUAACGCAACCCACAUCAACUGGGCCUCUUACUCCUACGAAAAACACAGCUCUGUCGUAUCCGAACGUUAAGUCUCUUCAGCAAGUGAAGCCUGUGUCAGCAGCUGGCAUGAAAACACCUGUCUCCACUGCAUCAACUCCCACUCAGACAGAGAGAACAUUGACUGAAGUGAAGGCACAACCUAUGCAGUCACCACAGGGCGUAGCUAAGCAAACUCCACAGCAGCAAAACAUGAAUAAAUCUUCCAGCACUGCGGUAGAAAUGCAGCGGUCCCAGUCUGAGACACAGAACAGCAAGGCACCUCCUGUGUCUCAGAACCCCACAACCGCUACCACCAACACAGUCACAGUUCCACAGUUAUCUGCACAGAGCAAUCCAAAAGCGGUAUCCACAUCUCCAGUGCAGAAUGCAACAAAGCAACCACCCCAGUCGCUACAGCUGGAUAAUAAACCUCAAGUUACAGCAAAGCCACCUCCUUUUGGCAAUAAACCUCUUCAAACUUCCACAACUCCUGUGCAGAUUACCACAAAGCCACCACCAUUCGUUAAUAAGCCACCAACAACUUCAUCUCCUGUUCAAGAUACCACAAAACCACCAACUCUUGUUACUAAGCAAACUUCAACACCCACACCUGUGCAAAAUGCUAUGAAGUCUCCAUCUUUUGGUAAUAAGCCACCUACAGUACCCACAUCUCCUGUGCAGAAUACCACGAAACCACCACCUUUCGGUAAUAAGCCACCUAUGGUAUCCACAUCUCCUGUGCAGAAUACCACACAACCACCACCUUUUGGUAAUAAGCCACCUACAGUACCCACAUCUCCUGUGCAGAAUACCACAAAACCACCACCUUUUGGUAAUAAGCCACCUACGGUAUCCACAUCUCCUGUGCAGAAUACCACGAAACCACCACCUUUUGGUAAUAGGCCACCUACAGUACCCACAUCUCCUGUGCAGAAUACCACGAAACCACCACCUUUUGGUAAUAAGCCACCUACAGUAUCCACAUCUCCUGUGCAGAAUACCACGAAACCACCACCUUUUGGUAAUAAGCCACCUACAGUAUCCACAUCUCCUGUGCAGAAUACCACGAAACCACCACUUUUUGGUAAUAAGCCACCUACAGUAUCCACAUCUCCUGUGCAGAAUACCACACAACCACAACCUUUUGGUAAUAAGCCACCUACAGUAUCCACAUCUCCUGUGCAGAAUACCACACAACCACCACCUUUUGGUAAUAAGCCACCUACGGUACCCACAUCUCCUGUGCAGAAUACCACGAAACCACCACCUUUUGGUAAUAAGCCACCUACAGUACCCACAUCUCCUGUGCAGAAUACCACGAAACCACCACCUUUUGGUAAUAAGCCACCUACAGUACCCACAUCUCCUGUGCAGAAUACCACGAAACCACCACCUUUUGGUAAUAAGCCACCUACAGUACCCACAUCUCCUGUGCAGAAUACCGCAAAACCACCACCUUUUGGUAAUAAGCCACCUACAGUACCCACAUCUGUGCAAAAUAUUACAAGGCCUCCUUUGUUAGGUAAUACACCACAUUCAGUGCCCACUUCUCCAGUGCAGAACACCAAUAGGCCACCUCUCUUAGGUAAUAAGCCACCUGCGGUGCCUGUUCCUCCCGUGCAGAGUACUCCAAGGCCUCCCCUGUUCGGUAACAAGCCAGCAGCAGUGCAGAGUACGUCGCAGCCAGCCCCGGACAGCGCCGGGACCGACGCCGCUGCCCAGGGCCCACCGCCACGGAGCGGCGAGGCAGGGCCCUCCCGGGGGCAGGGCGCCAGGCCGGCCAACUGCCGCGAGGCCAGGAGCGUCCCGCCGGCGUACGGGGGCCUCAAGCGGGAGCACGAGGACGAGCCGUGGAUGAACGACGAUAUUCCCGAGUUCGAGAGCCCGGACGUGGAGCCGCGGCCCAAAGUGCAGGGGCUGAGCAGGCCGCCCCGCGCGAGGGGGCGGGGCCAGCCGUACGCCCCGCGCGCUCGGGCGCCCCAGUGGCCGGGCCCGCCCCUCCUGCGCUUCCCCUACCGCCCGCCCCCUCCCCCGCCGCCCCCGCCCCCCCUGAUGGGCAUGCGGCCCCCGCGCGGCCCGUUCCGGCCGCCGUUCCGAGCCCGGCGCGGGCGCUGGUGAGCAGGCCGUUUCACACACUCUCAGAUCACUCUUCUCUGUCCGAUGCUUGUGUUCCCGCUUCACUAGCUUUAUACUGUGGUAUUCAGAUGUGUUUUUAGUGAAACUGUUUUUUUUUGUUGAUAAACCUGGAUAGCAAGUUUCACGUACAAAUUUUUUUUGUAGUUAAUUAAGUUUUAUGUUACAUUUACGCAGUUUACGUAUUGAUCUAUUGUGCAUAGUAAUGCUGUACAAAAACAACAGGUGUAAAUUCUUUUCAUGAGAGUGACUUGUAAAAGAGAAGUAUUUAGCAAAAAAAAAAAUAAGUUGUUUCAACAGCAGUGUAGUAACUACUUCGUUUUUUUUUUUUUAGGUCACGAUUUCAGCGCUGUGUGCCAGAGUGCAUUGUGGUAUUGAAAAUGAUAUAUAUGUAAUGUUUGAAAUGUGAAAAGUUGUUGAAAGAAAUUGACUGUUUAAAUUUUUUUUUUCAUUGUGUAAACUGUAUUUCAACAGAGUCUUAAGAUUAUACUGACACUUCUCAUUUGCUCGUUGAAAUAUGUACCACAAUUACCCUCAGAACUGUUUGUUCUACAAAGUUUUGCUUUACACCUGUAAUUUGCUAAAUGGAACUGUUGUUAUUUGAGGGUGACAGUUGUGCUCUUCGGUAACGUUUCUGUUAGGAUCAGAAACAUAAAUUGAUUCCUACUUUUUAUCUCUCUACACCGAGUCCAAACUUGAAUGCUAUCUUUUACGUAUAAAACAUUUUUUUAAAUGCCAAGCAACUUAGCUGUACCUUUAAAAAAGAACACUUAAAUUUUUCCAAAAUACCCAUAAUAUUGUUUUUAUUUACAACUUUGUUGCUAUCCUAGUUUUUAAUAUUUCAUAGCUUUGGUAUCGUUUAUUAAGGUUUUAUUGUUAUAUGUAGUGGCAUUGAUAUAAAUAAAUCUGAACAUUCAUUUUUUAAUUGCAAUUAGAAAUCAUGUUAAUAAAAGUCAUUUAAAUAAAAAAAAUUUGUGAAGAAAAAUUAAGGAGUUUAUAAACAAGGAAUUUGUUUCUAUUUCGUUAUUGCAAUAGUUUGGAAACAAUUACAUUAUAUUUUAAGAAACUCAUAAAACCAGGCAAACAGAAUUUUUAAAGCUUCAGUUUCAAUAAAUGUUGAGCAUGAUAUGCAUCUAAGUGUAUAGAGUGAUUUUGAGUAAAAUAUGCCCUUUAAUUAAAGAUCACCUGAAUUAAUAAUUGCAUUUGACUGCAAGAUAACCUCAAAUGGUAUAAAAAAACUUCGAAGCUGAGAAAAUCUACAAUUUAAGAAUACAACAUAAAUUUAAGGAAGACCUUAAAUAAAAGGAAGCUCGCAAAUAUAAGACCACUUCAACAUUUUAUAUCAGAAAAAAAAUUGUUUUCUGAAUUUCAUUGCUAUUUGAUUUGCAAUUUGUUAUUUUUCAUAUUUCUUUUUAUAAAUUUAGCACUAGUGUAUACAUACUGCAUAUGUAAAUUGAAUUAUAUUAUGUUUUAUUAUCAAUAUGUUUCAAAAUAGUGAGAGACUUUACUUUGUCCUGGAAUCGUGUUUCGUAGUGAGGUGAAGGGAACAAAGGACUAGUAUUCUUUUUUUUUUCUCAAGUUAUAUCAGUAUCUUCACAACCAAAUUAAAAUAACUACACAUACAAACUCUAAAAGCACGGAAUGUACUUCCUGUUUAAAAGAUUAUGAUUGAAAACUUAUUCAUUUGCGAGUACUCAACUGUAGCCCCCAUUGAUUUUAGGAAAAAAUGAUGGCUAAUAACGAAAACUCAAAUUGUCAUAUUUGUAACUGUAGUUUUUUUUGUUAGUUUAUGAGUUUGACCUUAUGCAUAAUUUUAAUUUUUGACAUGACAACACUUGGAUGAGAAUACUCCUGCAGAGCUUUUAUGGGACGUCAUGUGUACGUCGUCCCGGUCUCCGUUCUGAAGAUCUAAACUGGCCGACGGUCGAGCUCGCGCGAUGUUUUGGAGAGACGCCAUUGCUAGUGUGAACUGCAUGGCACAGAGAGAGCACGAAGAACAGAGCAAAGAAAGAUGAACACGCGAGCAUGCGGAAAACAAGCAGAAAUCGGUCAAUGUCAAAUGUCGGAUGUAAAGACAGCGCAGAGAACUCCGUGGAAGGAAUCGGUCGGAACAUCGUCACAACACGAUGGGCGACAAGGAUGAGACAUGCAGUGGACACUAGUAAUGAUGCGAGAAUCAUUCGAAGAACACAUCGACGUCUGGGUCGUGUCCUGGACGUUGCCGUGCUGCGAGAUGUGAAAGUGGUGGGGAGUAGAGAGGUAGGAGUUGUACUCCGGGAACAGAGACUGCGAUGAUUGUUGAAGUACUUGGCAACAACUGAGCGGUCUAUUGCACACGUUGCACCUUAAUUGGCUCUGAAGCACCCGUGAGUCUGGCAAGGGGUUAAGGGAGGGGGGUGUGGCAGCAGGCAGGCUCAGUUGGGUGCAAAUAGCGUUUCUUCCACAGUUAUUUUUCCAGAGAGGGCGAAUUAUUAUUUCGGAGGUACACCACUUAUUCUUAAAUGUCAUCAGCAGCACCUUAAAAUUACACAAUAGAUCUCGUUUUUACAAUGUAUGUAAUUAAUACCUGCUAUAAACAUAUUUUUCAAUCUUAUUUCAGACAUGCUUUUUCAGUUAGCCAAAACCAUUUGAUGGAAUUUAAACCAAGCUGUCCAUAAGGUGGGGAGGAUAGAUCCGUCCCGGAGAGCAAGCGUGGUUUGCGGGUUGCUGUGUGUGAUAGGUGUCAGCCGGGCGGUGGAUGUGGCAACACGUGCAUUGUUUGAACUAAUAUAACCAGGAAGAAAUGUGAAGUAAAGAUGCCAUCUUGGAUUCAACAGUUUUAUAAGAACCUUUAAAUUCACAUUUAUUUAACCUUCAGCACCGUGUCACUAUGUUGGCAAAGAUGAUCACAGAAAUUGAGAUUCGAAAAUAAAUGAAGCAUCAACAAUGCAACAGACUUUGCCAUGAAGAUAAAUGAGAAAAAAGUGGUUGAAAAUUGCCAAAGGGAAAGCAAUAAAAAAUAAAUAUGAUGAAAUUUGGAAAAGAAAAAAAAAAUGUCAAUCUUCUAACUGCCUUUUCCUGGAGGAUCCAUGUGCUGUAACUUCGAGCUCUAGGUCUACCAUCUCUGCGUUUUAGCGAACUGUAGUCAGAUAGGCAAACACACUUGUAUUCUUGUAUUAAUGUAGAUAACAAUACAAUAAUGGGGGUUCUACUAGACAUUGACGGUGCUCCGUGUGUUUCCUGUAUACCGCACUAGUCGACCAGUGACCUGUACAAUUAAAUAAAUACCAUUAGCAAUACACUCAGUUAUAUCCUUGUAAAUAUGCUCUAUAGCUGUUGUGAAUGAAAGUACAUUGAUGUCACCUCAGUCCUGCAGUAAGCACUCGUAAACUAAGCUGAGAAUCCAGACCCCCACAGAGUGCUUGGCAGAUGCAAAGUGCGUGUCACAGAAGACAAGUAGCUGGAUAGUUUUCCCGAGAUGCAGGUCUAAUUCAGCCAUCGCAAAAGCCCCAAAGUUUAUGCCUUAAACUGCUUUAAAUGUACUUCCUCUGGGGACUCCUGGUUCGGGGACCUCGUCCCGGAGGUGGUCCGCAACUCGCUCAUCAGGUGUACCGUGUACCCUAGCAGCACGGCUCGCCCGGGGAUUCCUGUGGGGCAGAUGAUAGUGGUCGGUCUGGCGCCUCUGAUGGCGCCUGCUUGUUCAGCCUCACUUCCCUGGGACUCGCUCGGGCCUUCCUUCAUUGGUGGUCCCACUGCUGCGUCUCUCACUGUCGCACCACAGACUGUUCACUGUUUCCUUCACCUUCGCAUGUUUAGAAAGGCUAUGUACAUAACACGGUGGUUAAGUUUGUACAAGCGUACGCCCUGUGAUUUUAAACUAUCUUUUCUGUUUGUAUGUCAUUGUAAUUUUUAGAAUUGUGUUUGGAAACUUAUUGGAAAUAGUUUCCACUUUUAUAAUGUAGAACAUGGAGAAGUCAAAUUAUUGAUUUAGAUAAAUACACUCAUACUAUUUACAAAGAGGUCAAACUUUAAAAUAUUUCUUCCAAGAGCUGGUAUUAUAAUUUUAAAUGUUAGCAUAAUGCUAAUUUGUUUGAAGAUCCUCAACAUAAAUGUAUUAUAUGAGUUUGUGAGCUUUUUUAAAGAUAUAAUAUACAAGACUGAAAUUAAUUGAAAUAAUGAGAAAUAGUGUUAAGCCGUUGUCAUUCAACCAACUGAUUACUGUUUGUCCAGUCCGCUCAACUUGUCAUGUACCUGCCACGUUGCUGCGACAGCUGAUGCUAGGUCUCGUAGUCCGUGCAGGCAAGAGCCGUGCUAGCUGGGUGAUGCCACUAGUGGCACUGGGGAUGUGGCGCGGCCCGAUGCCUCUCCGGAGGCCGAUGUCGCGACUAGCACUGGUCGCUUGGUGUCUCUCGAGUUGUGGCUACAGUUCGAACCGAGCCCCAGACAUUACUUAACUGAGAACCGGUCUCCAGCCAAGUGGCUCUUGGUCAUCUUGGAAGUGCGUGACCAGGUGACUAGCAUGUUUUAUGAAGCAAACGAUCACAUCAAAGAAAUGAUGCAUGUUUUACUAAUAUUUCUCCGAGGAAUAUUUUUCCUGACGCUGUAGUGAUUUGAGUGCAUUUCUAUAGAGAACAUGGGCAUCCUUGUGUGAUUACUAUGGCCCUUUAUAUAGAGAACGUGGAGUCCUCGUGUGAUUACUAGGGCCCAUCUGAAAUAUUUUUAAAACAUUUGUCUUAAUCAUCAACUUUCUCAUUUGCAAUACCAUUACAUAUUUAUUGUUUUAAUGUUCAGAAUACUUUUUUUUCCUUCUUUUUUCAGCUUUACAUGCAGAAAAAAUAAAAUUCAUUUGUGAUACUGAAUUUCUUUUGCAAUAAGGUGUGUACUGGGAAUAAGUGUGCAGUUAUUUCUGUGUAAUGUCGUGUGAGAGUCAUCACCCCCAGGGCAGUCUUCUCACAGUGAUCGCGACACCUCCUGGAAGACAGUAGUGCUCUCUAGCCUUGCAUCUCGCACAUGCCGCAAAGUAGUGAAACAUUUUAGACAAUUGAUAUUUGAUAGACAGUUGAUAUUUCCAGCUGCCAGAAGUCUUGUAUGAGAUGUCGUGCUGCGUGACUUUACUAUUCUCAAUAUUACGUCAAGUCUGCACACACACUGCUACUUGCAUUGCUGUGGCAUGGAAGGGGGUGGGAUCUAGCUAUUUUGUUAAUGAGUUGACUAGUUUGAGCCAGUGUUGUACCCUUGCAUCCACUCUACCUACCUCCCUGUGGUGACAUUCUGUGUCUGUCACACUUUAAGCAAGGUAGUGUGACCUGAUCUCACUCUUGUUUAUAAAAUUGCCAAGAUCCAGGACCUCUAGUUUAUAAAAUUGCCAAGUUCCAUGACCUCUUGUUUAUAAAACUGCCAAGUUCCAGGACUGCUUGUUUAUAAAAUUGCCAAGUUCCAGGACUGCUUGUUUAUAAAACAUCCAAAUUCCAGGACCUCUUGUUUAUAAAAUUGCCAAGAUCCGGACCUCUUGUUUAUAAAACUGCCAAGUUCCAUGACCUCUUGUUUAUAAAACUGCCAAGUUCCAUGACCUCUUGUUUAUAAAACUGCCAAGUUCCAUGACCUCUUGUUUAUAAAACUACCAAGUUCCAGGACUGCUUGUUUAUAAAAUUGCCAAGUUCCAGGACUGCUUGUUUAUAAAACUUCCAAAUUCCAGGACUGCUUGUUUAUAAAACUGCCAAGUUCCAUGACCUCUUGUUUAUAAAAUUGCCAAGUUCCAACACCUCUUGUUUAUAAAACUGCCAAGUUCCAACACCUCUUGUUCAUAAAACUGUCAAGUUCCAGGACUGCUUGUUUAUAAAACUGCCAAAUUCCAGGACUGCUUGUUUAUAAAACUGCCAAGUUCCAUGACCUCUUGUUUAUAAAACUGCCAAGUUCCAUGACCUCUUGUUUAUAAAACUGCCAAGUUCCAGGACCUCUUGUUUAUAAAAUUUCCAAGUUCCAUGACCUCUUGUUUAUAAAACUACCAAGUUCCAGGACUGCUUGUUUAUAAAACUGCCAAAUUCCAGGACUGCUUGUUUAUAAAACUGCCAUGUUCCAUGACCUCUUGUUUAUAAAACUGCCAAGUUCCAUGACCUCUUUAUUAUAAAAUUGCCAAGUUCCAUGACCUCUUGUUUAUAAAACUACCAAGUUCCAGGACUUUGUUUAUAAAACUGCCAAGUUCCAGGACUGCUUGUUUAUAAAACUGCCAAGUUCCAUGACCUCUUGUUUAUAAAACUGCCAAGUUCCAUGACCUCUUGUUUAUAAAACUGCCAAGUUCCAGGACUGCUUGUUUAUAAAACUGCCAAGAUUCAUGACCUCUUGUUUAUAAAACUGCCAAGUUCCAUGACCUCUUGUUUAUAAAACUGCCAAGUUUCAGGAGCAAAAUUGAACCAUUCUUAUUCCAAGCCUUCUCUAUACUAAAUGCCCCCAAGUUUACACCACUUCCUUGCCCCACGUGGCCGCAGACCUUGUGCGAGAUGCUUGUUUAUUUUACAGUUUUCACUUGUGCCGAAAUCACUGUAUGGUGAUGCUCAUUAUGGUCAAACUUUUUAUUUUACUUAUUGUAUCUUUUUUUUCCCCCCGGCAUCCAUACAUUGUCUUCCUGCUAUGAGAUAAAUAGAAACAGUUUCCUUGACCAUAUCUGUUACAAAAAUAUUUUUUGUUAUAUAGACUCUCAUAAAUUUGUGACGCUUUGUUUGUUGGGAACAGAUAAACAAAAUUUGUCGUGGCGAGAACGUAAAGUGGAAUAACAGCGAACGAGACUCAUUCUUCUCAUGUUUCAUGUCAGGUACUGGUAAGCACACUUUGUGGAAGAGUUUAAACUGCAGAUCAAAUGAAAAUGUUAUUUUAAUUCAAACAGGCACUGUUUAGUAGGACUUGAACAAAUUCUGCUGGCUCCUGUUGUAAUGGAGACACGUGAGGUUUUGUUAUCUGCUGUUGUUUGGAUCAGUACUUGAGAUGUAAAACAUGCAACAUACUCUUUCAGCUCACAAAGCUGUUUAUUUAUGGUGUGUUACGAUUAUUAACAUUCUCCCCUUAUUAUAUGGUUGGUCUAGCAGCAAAUAUUACAAAGUAACUAAUCCAAAAAACACCAGUACCUUAGGUGGGUCUUGGGUGCAUGUUGUCCAGGCUUUAAGGGGGUGCCUCCCAUUUCAGGUCAAGAUUUUAUGUUUACAGUAAUUUAAGAUAAACUUGUAGACUUUUUCAAUUGUUUAACUUUCACGAAAUGAAAAAUAUAUACAGCGCAUACUUUUUGCAUAAGCUGCCAAAGUAACUUUUAACAUUAUUGGGUUGUACAAAUAAGAAGAAUUUAAUUUAUUGCCAAAAUGAAACUUUUUAGGUUUAACUGCAAUGCCACUGGCUACUUCAGGAAAUGGUUUGAAUUUCUUGCAGAAAAAAUUAAUUAAUUUUACCUGGCAUUUCAAAAUUUUCAAAUUUGUUACGAUUUUUACAGCCAAGAAACAUGAAAUGAGUUUUUGUGAUAGAAAUGCAAACCAUAUCAUGAAGUAGCCAGUGGCAUUACAGUUAAACCUAAAAAGUUUCAGUUUUGCAAUAAAUUAAAUUCUCCUUAUGUGUACAACCCAAAAACUUUAAAAAUGUAACUUUGGCAGCUAAUUAUGCAAAAAGUAUGCUCUGUAUAUAUUUUUUCAUUUCGUGAAAGUUAAACAAUUGAAAAAGUUUACAAGUUUCUCAGUGAUUAAUAUAAAUAUAAAAUCAUGACCUGAAAUGGGAGGCAACAGCUACACUUACAAAACCAUACAAGCACCUAAAUUUUGUUGCUGGCUAUGGCACUAUAUGAAAUUUCUUCUACAUCGUAGUAGUAAUAAUAUUUUAGUUAAUGGGGAUUUAUUUAAGUUGAGACUCAUUUUUAAUAAAAUGUGUUAAAUAACUGCAAAGGGAACAUGAGAUCAAAUAGACAAAUUUUCAUGUGUAAACAGUGUUAAGUUAACAAUAAAUAGUUAAAUGUGACACAAAUUGGUAGUCAAACCACUAACUUAAUCUGCUUCUAAGUUAAUGAACGCUUUGGGACUUGAAAGGGAAACGCGUUAAUCCAGUUGCAAGCAGGUGAAGUUAAAAAAUUCUGUGAUCCAAUUACGUACUGUAUAUGCGAGGUAAUGUCUCAGUGACCGAACACACAACUGGAGCGUAGGAACAGGUAGCGAACAAGUAGGUUUGGAACCGGAAUAAAUAUCUGACCCCUAUGUACAACUAGCAAACUAAUUAUAUAUUUGAUUCAGAAAUGAUUCAACCUUAUAAACGAGGUGCCUAGCCAUACUAUCUUUGAAAGAUUUGUGCAAUGGGAGUGCAUGACUUGAUGUAAGCUUUUGGACAUACGCCAUUGCUAAGCACAUGUAUGUCUGUAAAAGAAAACUACAAAAAAAACCCAAAAGACAAAAACACAAAUUAAGCAAAAAAUUGCUGUUGUCAACAGGAUAUAACCACCACAUAAUAUUCCAUAACAGGGGUAUAAUAUAUAUUUGUAUAUAUGUAUAUAUGUGUGUAUAUAUGUAUGUACUAUUCCAUGUGGGUUUUUUUUUUUCAUUCUCUUAGUCGAUUUUUCUUUGUUUGUUGACCAUAUUCCUGUUAUGGAAUAUUAUGUGGUGGUUAUAUCCUGUUGACAACAGCAAUUUUUUGCUUAAUUUGUGUUUUUGUCUUUUGGGGUUUUUUGUAGUUUUCUUGUACAGACAUACAUGUGCUUAGCAAUGGCGUAUGUCCAAAAGCUUACAUCAAGCCUAGCCAUACCUCUGCUGAGGAUGUAGAGUUGCAAGGAACUAAUCUCGUGACUCACAGAGGUAGAGAAGGGAUUUAAAUCAUCGUUGCUCACAGAAUCUGGAGGCCAUGGGACCCACCAUGUUGCUAUGUGCUCCAAGCCACUUGGACCUCAGUCGGUGCUAAUAGACAUGAGUGAUUGUGGUUGGGGUGAUCGUCACCACGUCCUCAGGAGCACCUGUAGUGGCUGAUGCUGUCGCCUGGUGCGGAAGCCAGCUGCAAUCUUCUGUGUUUGGAAAAUAUUUCUUAUAUGCAAUGGGGAAAUGUUUAUAGAUAAAAUAAGUUUAUAAAACAGCAACAUUUUUUUUGCUGUUUAAAGAAGAUACAAUAAACAACUAUUUCCCUGUUAUAAAUAUUUUAUUGAUUUUUUAAAAAUUUUUAUUGGAAGUGAUUUGUGAAGAUACGUGAACCGUAUGUUUCCAGUUAAAAAAUUAGCAACUAUGUAUUUGUGCUACUGGUAGCCAACAAAUAAUAUUGACCUAAAUUUGCUAGGUGGUGAAAAUUACAGCGACCUUGAAUCGUGGAAAGUAAAACAAUUGAAAUAAGUGUUGCGUUACAUUAUGUUUAAACCGGUACAUAGCAAGAGCAGAGAUGGAUUCUCGUGCAUGUCUGCGCAAGUGAGGGUGAGGGCGUUCACUGCGUCGACGCCCGUCUUUGUCUUUGCGCUUGUCGUUGAACAUCUCCAUGACUCUCUGUGACCAAAGUAUUAGAAAUUGUUCUCUGUCAGUUUGGUUCUACUCGAUGCACAGUUGUCAAGGGCCCCGCCUACCCGGACACACUCGGUGUGUAGAGCUUCAGGAUAAACUGCGCGAUUUAUGAACUUCAGGUAUUCGAGCGGGGCCUGUUAAAAAAAAAAAACAUUUAAGGAUACACUGAGGGCAGAUGAGUGGUUCCGUUUCUGAAUUUUGUUCAUAAACUAUUUUUAGAAGAGUGAAGAUGGCUAAAAGAUUUGUUUUCAUAUGAUUUGUAGGCACGAAACUCCUGGUACAGAUUCUUGUAAGCACCGAAUGGCUUCAUUUCUCUACCGUGUAGUAUUAGUGUUGUUAUCUCAGUUGUCCUGUGCACGACGAGAAGACUGCGCGCCAGUCCAGAGGAGACACCGCGCUAGAAGCACCAGCGAGUGUCGCGCUUAUCAUCCUGCCUCGCUGACACACACACACCCCUGACGAGGCGGGCCCCUUAAGCUUAAUUUUAUGCAAGCAAUUUUUUGAACAUUACUUUGGUGGCGUGCAGAAAAUGUUCUUUUGAUUGUACUAUUAACUAAGAGGUACGUGUGAGCGUCUACAUAGACCAUUUGGACCUUCCAAUGCUUAGAGGUGUGUGGUUCUGUUCCAUUGCCUGACGACACCCACAACGUUGUACGAGCACUGGAGUUGUUCUGAGGGGGUAGCUAGUCCACUGUUUGUCCAGUAGAUCUCGUUUACUGUCGCCUGCUGUGUUGGUUUAUUUGCAUUUCAUGACAUUAUUUUCAAUGAAGGAUUCAUCACUUCAAAUAUAGUAGUUUUAUUGUAAAAUUUAGCUGCAUGUCUACUAAACACCACGUGAGUCCUGAAGGAAGUCAGGGUGUUCCUUGUUUGAAAAUGAAAUUAUGUUGACUGUCAUGUCGACGUAGUGGUUUUAGUUUAUCGUGUGGUCUUGGCAGCCGGGGAAGUAUGCAUGUAAAGCUCUCUGUAGUCUCAUAUUUAAUAUUCUUGAAGCAGUUGAAGAAAGUAACAGACCAAGGCUACCGUGUAGGAGAGUCACAAGGCGUGGCCACAGCUCUGACAUCAUACUGCAGAGAAACUCUCAUUUGGAAAUUGUGUUGCACUUGAGAAAUAUAGUGUCUGGCAGUCAGUCUUGUGAAUGACUGAUGUAGCACUGUUGCACACGACACCAUCACACCGGACCAAUAGCACAGUACAGUGUGUGUGAUGAUACUCCCAGAAGUGACCCAGCCGUUUCAGUGAGGACAAUCAAACAGCUAGUAACUACUGAUUUAAAGCUAUUUAAAUUGCUUUGGCCUUCUCCUCUGAUGGAUGUCUGUGGCCUCAAAUGUCAUCUGUUAUCGUUCUUACUGCCGCAGGAGUCUCCGUGCUCGCUGAUGACUGGUGGGCCCAACUUUUGAGCUCUUCUGUAUAACUUCUCUCUGUUCCCAGCGCACGCGGAACAGACACGCCUGUUUUACACUCUCAUGGUUUGGGUGUUGCUCUACUUGGAUGACAAUAACACAUAAAAUUUUAUUUUUAAACCAACUAAUGCCCAGCAUAUGUUGCAAUGCCUCAAUCAAUUAUUUUUGUAAUUUGUUUGAAGUAGGUACACACAUACAAAAUAUCCUUCUCUCUAUCUCUCUCUAUAUCUACAUCUAUCUACCUAUCUUUAUAUACCUUUACAUCUCUAGAUAUGUAUAGCAAUGAAAAUAUUAAAAAUCCAUGUUUUUACCUAUAUAUUUUAUCUGUGCUCCUACCUGUCACAGGUGUGACAUACGUAAAUUUAAAAAAAAUGCGCGUAUUCAAAUGCAAUGUUGCGUCAAAAUUUCAAAGCAAUCGGUGAAGAACUUUUCGAUAUUUAAGAUUUGGAAGGGGAAUGAACAUUUAUAGUUUUGUUUAUAUAGAUACAGUUACUGCCUUGAUAUGUAAACAUCUGUACAGGUGUGCAAUACGUCAGAGGUGUCGGCUGGUGUUCAGGGACCUCGUCGCCGCGGUGCUUCGUGCGAAGCUGGUUGAGAUGCACGUAAAGAUGCGUGCCUGCUGUGCAGUGUAACUCCUUCGCUCCUCUGUGCGUGCGAGCCUCGGUGCGUAGUCCGCAGCUCGGUUGCAGGUUUGUCGAGACGCGGGACUGUGUUCAGGCGGUCGGGCGAGGCUCCAGCCGGGAGAUAGCCUCUGUGCACUCUCUCACGAUAGGAGCGCGCCGGGAGACGAGCCAGCAGACGUACUCAGCAUGCCGAGAAACUUCUCACGUCGUCGUGCGGCGACUUCAAUUUGUCGGCUCACAACCAACAUUGAGGUGAUUUGUUGCAUUGUCCGGCGAAAGGCAUUCCGUGGCUCUGCACAUUCCGUAAUCCGACAUCAAUUUGAGCCGCUUGCGUUUUGAUUUUCCCCGGUGGAUUCCGGCCUGUGACCUCUACUGCCGAGUCGCAUUCCUGCACCGACAGCGUUUCUAGUUUGCUCAGUUUAUUCUCACUGUUGGUUUCCAUUUCAGUUCAGUGUUUCCUGUUUUCUGGUGUGUUACUUUUCACAUUUUGUAUUCCAGUUGACAGCAUAUUGAUGUCUACUAAUGUGGCGACCGUGGUUCUGUAUUUGGAUGAAGGAAGUAGUGUUUCUGCCGUGUGUUUUAAAAGGAACUGCUUGGAUGAGUCAGUCCCACAGGCGUGUGGGCCAAGAAGCAGUGGUGGGUCUUCGGUAGAAGAACUGCAGAUUUGUUCAGUGACUAAUUAGGAACAUUAUUUUAUAUCUUUUUCACGCCUGUAUUCAAGUUAACAAUUUUUUUUUCAUGCUGUUUUUAGAAUGUAAUUUUGGACAGUGAAAAAGGCCAAAAAUAUUUUUGUACAGUUGUUUUAAAUUUUGAGUUAUGAACUGGUACAUAAAAUUUGAAAGGUUUAAAUUGUACGCAGUCUAAUUCAAUGUCUCUUGUACCACCACAAAAUGAAAAUUUCACCGUCAUGUUUCACUUUGAGGUUGGGUGCCAACAAUAAGUAGGCGGGGUAAGUCGAACUCGAACAGGCUUCGAGGCACAGUAGUGAUGAAGAGCCACUGGGAAUUAAGGCUUAAGAAAUUAAAUGUCUUGAAAGAUGUCACCCAAACUAGUGUGGUGGCCCCCCCCCCUCCCCCCUUUUUUUUUUAAAUUUUGUCGAUGGUUGUAUGGGUCCUCUGUACUAACAUGCGCUUCAAAUACACUGUAAGUGAUUUCUUUAAAAAUAUUUCAAUUCCAUCUGUCAACUAUGUUGUUAUAACUUGAUGCACAUAAAAGUUUCAAUUUUGAAGUAGUUUUUAUUAUUCCUUGCAAAAUUAAUAAUUAUUAGUAAACCGUUUGUAUUAAUUUUGUGUUCUAAUACAAAUAUAUUUAUUUAUAAAAAAAAACAUUUAUUAGCAGUUUGCAUAUUAAAAUAUGAAAAAAUUAAAUUAAUAUUAAAUAAUUAAUUAAUAAUAGCAUUUUUUUAAAGAUACAAAUGUCAUAUUAUUGGAGUGUACAUUAAAAUGUACAAUUUUGUACAUUAUUUUUUAUUACCAAACCAAAAUACAUUUGUGUUAUUUUUAUAACAAAUGACUUAAGGGAUGUUAAAAAAAAUAUCCAUUUUCCAGACUUGGGCAUCAUUGUGUUCAGGUGUGCAGUUAGUGGCUUGCGGGCACUGAUAGUAGUGAGCGUGUAGUUUCAAAGUUUAAUGUAUUUUGUGAAGUGUUGAAGUUGAUCAGUGCAGAUGACAUAGUUUCAUAAAUGUUCAAUUGAAUGUUUUUGAGAUAUGGUAGGCCUAUGUCUCGGAAGAGACUUCCAAACUGGUCUAAAGCUAAAUUUAC
Molecule: messenger RNA, 18860 nt
Organism: Bacillus rossius redtenbacheri
Lineage: Eukaryota; Metazoa; Arthropoda; Insecta; Phasmatodea; Bacillidae
Product: mucin-2-like
Exons: 9
Coding region: 466-5586 (1706 amino acids)
Biological process (GO): mRNA 3'-end processing
Molecular function (GO): RNA polymerase II complex binding
Source: RefSeq, a predicted model, not a curated record